AUGAAAAUUAUAGAUUCAAGUAUCUGUAACAUAAAUGUGAUCGAGAAAAUAGCAAAUGAUAAAAUUAUUCGAAGUGGAGCAAAAGGUGAAGAAGGAGCAUCUAACAGGAAAAGAAAAAAAACUUUUUCAGGUGAGAAAUCACUUCAUGUAACGAUAUGUUCUUCACAAAGCAGAGAAGAAAUUCUUCAUGCAACUCACGAAAAAGGCAAUAUUAACAUUGCCAUCACUGAAAAUGUGAAUAAUAAAAAGGGACAAAGCGUACCCAAUGGACAAGUAGAAUUUCCCCACAUAACUGCAAUUCCAAAUUCGUUACAAAAGACACAGUUAAAAAUGAGCUCCAUGGCUCGAGCUGAAUCCGUGGAUGGAAUUGGUUCCCUGACUAGAAUUGCCUGUGUGACUCGAAUUAACCAUGUUGGGGGAAACCUGAAUGAUGAGGAAUUAAAAUCGAAAGUGAAAGAAUUUUACAAAGGUGCACACGAAAAUGUUAAUGUGAAUGACAUGGGGGAGAAGCUGCAAGAAGGUGAAGAGGAAAAAAAAAAAAAGAAAAAUCACUCAUAUCCAUUUGUACGAGAUGAAAAUAAAAAGAGUAAGGAAAAUGAACUAGUGGAUGAAGAAAACUAUAUGUACAAUUUCCAAAAAAAAAAUACAUUAACAGAAAAUGAGGUCUGCUCACAUAAAUUUGCCCAUGCUAUAAAAAUUAAAGAAGAAUUUUGCAGAGAAUCUUCCCCUAAUGGAAAUCCAGAUUCAUUAUGUGAUAAAAUAAAGGCAUCAGAAAUGUUUUAUAUCCCUAAAUUCCAACCCUGCUUUUGUGAGAAUUCAAACGCAAGGGUAGUAGUGCCCAUAAGAGGAAAUGAUAAAAGUGAUCACAACCCCAACCAGCACAGUGAUUCACAAAAUGUGGAGGAUUCAAAGAAUAUUGAGAAGGAAAUAAAGUAUUUAAUAAACAUAGAGAAAAAUGGCUUGAUUUGCCGAAGCAAUACAGGGGAAAAUGUAGAAGAUGGAAAAACCAAAAAUUCAGGAGAAGCAAAUGGAAGAGUUGGUGAGAAUAAGGAAUGUGCAUCGAAGGGAAACAAUCGAAAGAAUGAUAUCCAAGUUGGUGAUAAUUAUAAUGUAGGUGAAGUGGAGGGAGAUAAAUCAGCAGAACGAUCAGCAGCAGAACGAUCAGCAGCAGAACCAUCAACAGCAGAACCAUCAGCAGCAGAACCAUCGGCAGCAGAACCAUCAGCAGCAGAACCAUCGGCAGCAGAAGCACCACCAUCUCCUACUUCAGAAUCAGAAUCCACAAACGAUAUCGAACAAUUAAAAGCAGAAAUUAAAAAGGAAAUAUACAACAGAUUAAGCAUAGCACUAGAUAUUAAUAUGUGCCUGAACACAGAUGAAGAAUAUUAUGACAAAUUUAAAAAAAAAAAAAAAUUCAGAAAAUAUAUUGUGAAUACAUCAAAAUUUGUUAUUAUCCUGGGAAAGCAACUAAACCUGUCAUUCUCUACCAUAACAAUAGCAUUAUACUACUUACAUAGAUACCAUCAAAAGGUCUUGAAAAAAAAAAAAAAUUCAUUACCAUAUUUAUUAGCAGGUGCAUGUAUAUUUCUUGCAUGGAAAUUAAGGGAAGAUUUCGAGAAUUUCAAAAAGUCUAAAAAGUUGUACGAUAUUCCUAAAAUUAUUUUUAAACUGCUAAACUAUUUCGACAAAAAAAAAAAAAUAAAAAAAAAAAUGAAAGAAAUUCAAAUUGGAAUGCUCAUCAAUAGCAAGUCCACCAACAGAGGGGAAUUCAAAAUUUCCUCUGAGGACACAUUUGGCACAUUCAUGGAGAGGGUAAAGCGGACGGAGAUGCAGAAAGGGGAUCGCAGAAGUAGGGAAAACGAACGAGGCACAAAUGAUAGAGCCAUAAAUGAUAGAGCCAUAAAUGAUAGAGGCAAAAAUGAUAGAGACCAAAAUGAUAGAGAAAAAAAGGAUAGAGAAAAAAAGGAUAGAGAAAAAAAGGAUAGAGACAAAAAUGAUAGAACCAUAAAUGAUAGAGGCAAAAAUGAUAGAGACAAAAAUGAUAGGGGCAAAAAUGACAUAGGCACAGUGAAAAAAAAAGAAAGAAAUACAUCCCCUGUGAGAGACACGAAAAAGCUAGCUACGGAGGAAGAAAAGAAAAAAAAAAGCCUCUACCACGACUUGGAUGAAAUAAAAGGAAUAAUAAACACGGGAUACAUUUCAGAUGUGAAUAAUAUAAGUCACGUUAGCGAUUACUUCAACUCCUACCUUUCUGAAUACAACAGUAAUGAUGUUUCUGAAUAUGAAGAAUGCGAGUCAGGGGUAUCAUCCAUUCCUAAACAGAAUGAUGAUAAAAAGGAUACACAAAGUGACAGUAGCAUAUGUAAAAAUUUAGCUGACAAUCAAGAGCAGAUGACAAAGAGGGAUAUAAGGAAGUUCCAACAAUUGUGUAAAAAUGAGAAACAGAAAAUAAAAAUAUCAUCUUCUCAAUGGAUUUUAAAAAACUCAGGACAGAAAUUACAACUUAUGCAGAAAAUUAUAAUCUACUACGAGGGAGAAAUAUUAAAGAGUAUAAAUUAUUUUUUAAAAACAGAGAAUUUUUCUUUUGAAAUAUUACCAUCAUUUAUAGCCUCAUUUGGAUAUAUAAUGAAAGACUACAUUGAACAAAAACAAAUAUCUUAUCUCCAAAAAAUUGCAUUUCUAAGUAUCUUAGAUUAUUAUAAAACACCACUCUGCUUGAUUUUCAACUCCAAAGAAAUAAUGGUUGCAUGUAUAUUACGUUCUUACAUUUCACUUAAGUGCAUUUGUUCACAGCUCCAUCUGCGAACCUUGUCUCUCCAAGAUUUCGAAAACAAAGCAAUCCAUUUUACACAAUUCCUAAGCUGUGAUAAUCCAAUAAGCAUAAAUAGGGUAAAGAUAGCAUUACGGGAAAUCAGGCUCUUCGACGAGUGA
Molecule: messenger RNA, 2931 nt
Organism: Plasmodium gonderi
Lineage: Eukaryota; Apicomplexa; Aconoidasida; Haemosporida; Plasmodiidae
Exons: 3
Coding region: 1-2931 (976 amino acids)
Source: RefSeq, a predicted model, not a curated record